Drosophila ananassae is the source of this 1318-nucleotide messenger RNA. Its product is annotated as glycerol-3-phosphate phosphatase. The record is from RefSeq and is a predicted model, not a curated record. Gene Ontology annotation, molecular function: phosphatase activity. Gene Ontology annotation, cellular component: cytoplasm. The transcript has 2 exons. Lineage: Eukaryota; Metazoa; Arthropoda; Insecta; Diptera; Drosophilidae. Bases 127 to 1122 code for a protein of 331 amino acids.
UGACGUACUGCUAACAGUGCGCUUACAUGCGCCCAUCAGCUGUUAUAGUUCUCAGGGAGUACCUAAUAAAUUGCCAAUUAAUAAAUUAAAAGUGAUGUGUAGAACGUAGUCAUACCGUAGCUUUACAUGCGAUUUACUUUCGGUACCUGCUCGCGACACACAGUCCUCAAUAUGUACAAGCAGACGUGCACCAAUCUCCUGGAAUUGUCCUCCGCCAAGGUGACCGAGUGGCUGGCCAGCUUCGAUUCUGUUAUCACGGACUGCGAUGGUGUUCUGUGGGUCUAUGGAAAGGCCAUUGAGGGCUCCGUUGAGGUGAUGAACACCUUCAAGGCUUCAGGAAAGAAAAUCUUCUUCUGUACCAACAACUCGACCAAGACCAGAUCCGAACUCCUGAAGAAGGGCGUCGAGCUGGGAUUCAAUAUCACGGAGAGUGGAAUCAUAUCGACCGCCCAUGCCACGGCGUCCUAUCUGAAGCGCCGGAAAUUCGACAAGCGGGUGUUCGUGAUCGGGAGCGAUGCCAUCACCCAGGAACUGGAUGCCGUGGGCAUUAGGCACACCCAGAUUGGACCGGAUCCCAUGAAAGGUUCGCUUGCCGAUUACAUGAGCCAGCAUUUAAAACUAGAGAACGACAUCGGGGCCGUGGUCGUGGGCUUUGACGAGCACUUCAGCUUCCCCAAGAUGAUGAAGGCUGCCUCGUAUCUGAACGACCCGGAGUGCCUGUUUGUGGCCACCAAUACGGACGAACGGUUUCCCAUGCCGAACAUGAUUGUGCCCGGCAGCGGCAGCUUUGUCCGGGCGAUCCAGACAUGCUCCGAGAGAGAACCAUUCAUAAUCGGAAAGCCCAACCCGGCGAUCUGCGAUGCAUUGAUUAAGCAGAGGGUAAUCGAUCCAUCCAGGACUCUGAUGAUCGGGGAUCGUGCCAACACUGACAUCCUGUUGGGCUAUAAUUGUGGAUUCCAAACAUUGCUGGUCGGCUCCGGUAUCCAUCAGCUCGCGGAUGUGGAGCAAUGGAAGCAAAGCAAGAAUCCGGAGGACAAGAAACUCAUACCCGACGUGUACCUGCCGAAAUUGGGAGACCUGCGGCCCUCAUUAAUCUGCAAACGAUCGAGCAGCAUUCAUUGAUUUACCUGGACACGGACACACCCACAGUAUGCAGCAUGGACAAGUGUUUGUUUUUAACGGAGGCUUUACUUUAAAUACAUUACCCGGAAAUAGACAGGACAGUUUCAGAAUACCUAUCAUAAAUUUAUAGUACAAUUUACAAUGCCAUAGAAAUGUUCAAAUAAAUCCACAACCAUUUUGUGGCAGUGUUACAAUA